Trypanosoma rangeli is the source of this 1203-nucleotide messenger RNA. Its product is annotated as U3 small nucleolar RNA-associated protein 19. Bases 1 to 1203 code for a protein of 400 amino acids. Gene Ontology annotation, cellular component: small-subunit processome; nucleolus; Noc4p-Nop14p complex. Gene Ontology annotation, biological process: ribosome biogenesis. The record is from RefSeq and is a predicted model, not a curated record. NCBI's taxonomy places the organism in Eukaryota, Euglenozoa, Kinetoplastea, Trypanosomatida, Trypanosomatidae. The transcript has a single exon.
AUGAUGAAUGAUGUCGCUUUGCUAGGGUUUGUUUGUGGGGGAAGGAAGCUCAAGCGAGACCGCAACAGACAGCCGCCAAGGGCUAAAAUGGAGGCGAAGUUCACCGCUGCACUAAGGCACUGUGGACAGUGUACGACAUACCAAGAGCUGUGCAAGCGCUUCGAUGCAACGGUGCGUCCACUGCUGGAGCGUUGUCUUUGCACGGCGUUGGUGCGGCCUGUGCGGGAUCACGUGAGUCCGGAUGAGUGCAGUCCGCAUGCAGCACAACUGCGUGAGGCGUUAUGUGAUGCUAAUGUGGGUGACGAUGUAUGGUUUUUUUUGGUCCGCUCCGCCGCAACGUUUUUGGAGCGCGCCGCGAAGAAACGUGGGCGUGAUGGUGGGACAACAAUACCAGCGCUUGUAGUGAAUGUAUUUGUGCUCUUUUACGGUCGUGUCAUCCCGGACUUGUCACAGCUGCGUCUUCAGUGGAGUUUUUUGCAGAAGGAAAAGUCAAAGUAUGAAGCCAGCGAGUCAUACGUGCAUUCCAACGCUGCGGAGCGGAGGAAGGCGUUGAUGACGUCUGUCCUUUCUGUCUUCUCCGAGCGUGCUCACAGGCACUACUUCACCGCACUGUGGAUGCCAUGUCUCCAUCACGCUUCGGAAGCUGCUCUCCAUCUGCACCUGCUCAAUCGCAUAGGUGACGUCAUUUUGCCAUAUCUUACCAAUCCACUUGUUGUUGCUGAUCACUUGAGCGGUUGCUUUUCUAGUGGUGGCCUUGUUGCUGUGCUGGCAUUGCACGGCAUCUUUCUCCUCAUGCUUGACCAUGGCCUGGAGUACCCCCAGUAUUACCAACAACUAUAUACGCUUCUCACUCCUGACGCCGUUUCAUCACGUCACCGAUACGAUCUUUUCCGUCUGUUGGAUCUCUCUAUGAGUUCCUUGCGCGUUCCUUCAUAUAUUGGGGCUGCCUUUGUGAAGAAGGUGGCUCGUGUGGCUUUACUUUCACCGGCACCGGUGCUUUACUUUGCCCUUCCAUUCAUCCGCAAGAUACUUCAGCGGCAUCCCAAUUGUCUGGCGUUGAUUCAUCGCUCCUCAAAGGAGGAAGUCAAUUCAGCCGAUGACACGGCAACGACAGUAGAGGAGGGGGAGUCGACAACUAAAAGGCAAAAAAAGCAUGAAAGAGGAGGCACAACGUUUGACAGCGUCGCUUUUCGACGGCAAUGA